Messenger RNA from Linum trigynum, 3159 nucleotides. Lineage: Eukaryota; Viridiplantae; Streptophyta; Magnoliopsida; Malpighiales; Linaceae. The record is from the annotation of a GenBank genome assembly.
AUAGGGCUAGGCCCAGAACAUGUCUAGCCAACAAAUAAGCCCGACAUAAAUAGAAGCCCGAACAAGCCCAAACAAUGGAGAAAACAUAGAAGCCCAAAUAAGCCAGCGUCAUCGACGCGGCAUCACUCGACGUUUCUAAUUGAUAACCCUUUGUCGAGGUUCUCCAUCCUCAAAAAGCCGCAACCACCCCGAAAUCGGAAGAGCUCAGGAGAAAUUCCGUUCGAAAGACAAAUCCCUCUAUUUCUCCGGUCAGCGGCGGUGUAAAACCCCGAACCCCCUCUCGAUCUCUCCCCGGAGGCGAUGCCGAAGAACGACUUCCUCACGCCGAAGGCGAUCGCCAAUCGAAUCAAGGCGAAAGGCCUGCAGAAGCUCCGAUGGUACUGCCAGAUGUGCCAGAAGCAGUGCAGGGACGAGAACGGGUUCAAGUGCCACUGUAUGAGCGAGAGCCACCAGCGCCAGAUGCAGAUCUUCGGCCAAAACCCUCACCGCGUCGUCGAGGGCUACUCCGAGGAGUUCGAGAACGGGUUCCUCGACCUCAUGAGGCGGAGCCACCGCUUCUCCCGCAUCGCCGCCACCGUCGUCUACAACGAGUACAUCCACGACCGCCACCACGUCCACAUGAAUUCUACCGAGUGGGCGACGCUGACGGAAUUCAUAAAAUAUUUGGGACGAACGGGUAAGUGCAAGGUGGAUGAGACCCCCAAGGGUUGGUUUAUCACUUAUAUCGAUCGGGAUUCCGAGACAAUGUUUAAGGAGAAGAUGAAGAGCAAGAGACUUAGGGCUGAUAUGGUGGAUGAAGAGAGGCAGGAGAGGGAAAUUCAGAAGCAAAUUGAGAAGGCGGAGUUGUUGCUGACAGGUAAAGCCGGCGAUGGGGAGGGUAAUGGUCUUGAAGAGGGUGCAGUAGAGCCGCCGGCUAAGGAAUUGAAGCUUGAUGCCGAUGGAGUCAAGAUUGGAUUUCAAUUGGGCUCGAAGGGUAACAAUGGUGGGAAGGAUAAGGGUGAGAGUUCAAGCUCAAGAUUGGUUUUUGAGGAGGUAGAGGAGGAAAGAGAGGGGAAGAACUCGAGAAGUAAAGGAAGCAACGGUAAUGUUGGUAGAGGUGGCAAAUCUGCGUUAGAGGAACUGAUGAGAGAGGAAGAGAAUGUGAAGGAGAAGAAGAACAGGAAGGACUACUGGCUAUAUGAAGGGAUCAUUGUGAAGGUUAUGAGUAAGUCGUUGGCAGAGAAAGGGUAUUAUAAACAGAAAGGAGUUGUUCGGAAGGUGAUUGAUAAGUAUGUUGGGGAAAUUGAAAUGCUUGAGAGCAAGCAUCGGCUGAGGAUUGAUCAGGUUGAACUCGAGACUGUGAUUCCACAGGUUGGAGGUUUGGUGAAGAUAGUGAAUGGAGCGUAUAGAGGGUCCAAUGCGAGGCUUUUGGGAGUGGAUACAGACAACUUUUGCGCCAAGGUGCAGAUAGAGAAGGGGAUUUAUGAUGGCAGAGUGCUUAAAGCUGUAGAAUACGAGGAUAUAUGCAAACUUGCGUGAUGAGUAUGUGAGAACCCUUACUUUACCUAUAUAUUCGUCUUUAUCUGUUGCUGUUUAGGAUUGAAUGAUGGUGUGCGUUGAUCUUCCUGUAUUCUGUUAAGCUGUUUGAUGGAUGAAUCAGAAGUUGAUUGAAGGGUAACUUUAGAAGCAGCUUGUCCUAGUCUUGGUCACAGUUUGUUUUCUUUGCACUGCGAGUAGGUUAAAAGGUUAGGAAUUAGGAUAGCUCUCGUUACAUGCAUUUCGUUGUCUCUUAAGUGGUUCAGAAUGGUUGCCCUGUGUUAUUCUUUUGAGUUGUUGCAUCCAAUUCUCUAUGUAGAUACUUUAUUGCAGCAUCCUUCUGUAGCUUUCGUUUAUAUAACUUUUUUCGUGUAAUCAAUUCUGUAGCUUUCUAUGGUUAAGAUUAUACAUGCAGUUGGAUGAUCAGCCAUUUCUCUACUUUAUUUCAGGGGUCCUUCUGUCUAUCGAAUCCAAACAGGACAUAGCUGAACCUUACAAAUUGAUUUAUGAUGAAUCUUGAGUUGGCUUUGGUUUUCUGUAAUAUGCUGCUGCUACUUGAGGGAGAUUUUGCUGCCCCAUCAUGGUGACUGGAAUUGUUCCAUCUAACAUAUUUCAGCUGCUUCUGAUAAUCAGAGACCUCCGUGAACUUGUGAUGUCCAGGCGCAUAUGCAAACUUUCUGUUGGUUGGGAGUGGACAUCUAACUCCCAAGCUUGAGAAAGAAAUUGCCAAUUGUUGUCGUUCAUUGUGUAGCACAGAUUAGUGUAACACAUCAACUGUUUAUAUUUGACUGUCCAUUUCUUGAUUGACUUGUCUAUCAAACAGAAAGAGUUGGAGGCAAGAGCUCCUGUUGGCAUCUGCUCUACCUGCUUAGAGAUGUUAGUACCGACGUCUUGGCUGCUGGAGAAUCCAUACAUGCCGAUUCUGAUUUCAGCUGUCGAAUUUAGGGUUUAUUGUGAUGCCUUCUUGUGGAGGUUCGCCAUAUUUUUCAGUUUUCUGUGGAAUGGACUUGGUUUGGUCGCUUGUGUUUAUGUAAUCGGCUACUUUUCCACCAGUUUUUCUGUAUCAUCCUCCAAGAGGCAGUAGGGUGGCCAACUCAACUGUAUUGCAACUACCUUUUCCUUUUCAAGAGAUGUCGGUCAGUGAAUAUGCACGCAAAAGACUGAAGUUUGGGAAGAUAUGAGAUUUGCUUAAUCCUAGUUGGGUCUAGACAUGUGAGAUUAUUUUCUAAAAGUGUUGAUUCCUAUGGAUUAUAAAAUCACCUCAUGAAUUGAAUUUUACUUGUUUUGUAUGCCCAUUACUUUAUAGGAUUCUUUAAUCUAUUUUAUUGGAUUAAUGAUACUCACGAAUUAUAUUUCUUUUGCUUUAUCAAAUUAAUGAUUCUACUCGAUAGUUUAACAAAUAUAGUUCUGCCCGAACAAGUGAACGACUCUACUCAAAAUUUUAUCAACAUGGUUUCACCAACCAUUCUCAACGAGAGUAAAAAUAGGAAGGACAUUUUUGUCUUUACAAUUAAUGAUUUAUUUCAAAUAAAAAAUAUCAACAUCAAGAUUUGAACCCGGGUCUCUUCAAACAAAGACAAUGAUUAUAACCAAUUACACUAAACAAAUUUGUUGUUUUUAUUUGAAUACAAAACAUACACUAAG